This is a messenger RNA of Pipistrellus kuhlii (Kuhl's pipistrelle), 1134 nucleotides long. RefSeq names its product riboflavin kinase-like. Gene Ontology annotation, biological process: riboflavin biosynthetic process; FMN biosynthetic process. Gene Ontology annotation, cellular component: mitochondrion. The transcript has 2 exons. The record is from RefSeq and is a predicted model, not a curated record. Bases 223 to 690 code for a protein of 155 amino acids. Gene Ontology annotation, molecular function: riboflavin kinase activity. NCBI's taxonomy places the organism in Eukaryota, Metazoa, Chordata, Mammalia, Chiroptera, Vespertilionidae.
ACACAGCGCCCCAGUCGCCUGGCAGCUUCUGUUGGCUCAGCAGCGGAGGGAUUGCCGCGGCGUGUUCUUGGCGCCUCCCGGUCCGCAGUGCUUCCGCCCGGCCCGCCGGCCGGACUCCCGCCCGCAUCCCCCAGCUGGUCCGGGGGUCCGGGCACCGCCUCCACGGCGGCCCCUCCGGACCUGAGCACCGGGCCGCAGCCCGAGCCCCGAGCGGACGGCGUCAUGAAGAACCUGCCGUGCUUCUGCCACGGCGAAGUCGUGCGGGGCUUUGGCCGCGGCUCCAAGCAGCUGGGCAUCCACACCGCGAACUUUCCUGAACAAGUGGUAGAUAAUCUUCCCGCUGAUGUAUCCACUGGCAUUUAUUAUGGAUGGGCCAGUGUGGGAAGUGGAGAAGUCCAUAAGAUGGUGGUGAGCAUAGGAUGGAACCCAUACUACAAGAACACGAAAAAGUCCAUGGAAACUCAUAUCAUGCAUACCUUCAAAGAAGACUUCUAUGGGGAAAUCCUCAAUGUGGCCAUUGCUGGCUACCUCAGACCAGAAAAGAACUUUGAUUCUUUAGAGUCACUUAUUUCUGCAAUUCAAGGUGAUAUUGAAGAAGCUAAGAAACGACUAGAUUUACCAGAACAUUUAAAACUCAAAGAAGACAAUUUCUUCCAGGUUCCAAAAGGCAAAAUAAUGAAUGGCCACUGAUGAAAAAUCAUCUUACUUAUUCAUUCAUUGUUCUCAAAUAUCUUACAGCUGUGACUUAGUUUAAACAGUGCAAUGUAAUUAUUAUUAUGCUUCAUGUUCAAUUAAACCCAUCAUGCUAUAGCACUAAAAAUCCUUAUUUUAGAAAUCUAGAUUCUUUCUAUGUAAUAUGUUGACUAAAAUUUACCACUAGAAAUAUCAAGUGUUUUAUAAGGGGAAUGAAAUGUAUAAAGCUAGGGGUAAAAAGGCAAGUUACUAGUUUGGAAUGAAAACUAAUUAUAGUAAGAGGCUAGCAUGUAUGUACUUGAUUAGCAUGUGCUGCUAAACAGAGAAGGCUUAUAAAAGUAAAUUAUUAAAACAGGUUUGAUAGCUUAUUAUAAACAUAAGAGGGAAAAUUUAUACAUUGUAUUUUUUAUAUUUUGUGCAUUAAAAUAUUACUACAAACAU